GUGUUUGUUAUUUCGCCGAUUAGAAACAGCAGCAGGCGGGGCUCACACUUUUAUCAUCUCUGAAACCCUUUUGAGCCGUUUUGUCAUAAAAAGCCGUCCAGCUGGUGAGAUGUCGGAGGCCUUGCUGCAGUGGUGCGUGGACCAGUUACACCACAAGUUCGGCCUGGAGGCGUGCGAGGACAUCGUCCAGUACAUUCUGUCCAUCGAAAAAGCUGAAGAGAUUGAAGAGUAUGUAGGUGACCUCCUGCAGGGCACAGAUGGAAGAAAGGGGCAGUUCAUAAAUGAUCUCCUUGGCAGAUGGAGAAAGAUUCAAAGACAGAGCACAGAUGCAACCAGUUUUCCACUCAUGAUAGAAUCAUCAUCAUCACCAGACGUACAAGACACAACCAAAGAUACUCAGAAAAAGUCGAAACGCAAAGGACGGAACAAGCAGGAGGUGAUGACUGUGAGUUCAAAAGAGCCUGAACCUGAACAGGUCAAAACUCCCAUCGAUCUGAUGAGGGUCCAGGAAAACAAUAGCACAUCCUCAACACAGAAGAAAUCAAAGUUCAUUAAUCUCUUUGCUCAAGAGGGCCAGGACAGGCUGGCUGUUUUACUCCCAGGUCGACAUCCAUGUGAAUGCCUUGCCCAAAAGCACAAACUUAUCAGCAACUGCAUCAGCUGUGGCCGGAUUGUGUGCGAGCAGGAGGGUUCAGGGCCCUGUCUCUUCUGUGGAAGCCUGGUUUGCACUAGAGAGGAGCAGGAGAUUUUGCAGCGAGAUUCCAACAAAAGCCAAAAACUCAGGAAGAAGCUUAUGGGAGAGCACGGAGAAAAAGAGCUUCUCCCACACCAGGAGGCCAAGAUCAAGGCCGGGUUGGAGAAAGCAGUCCAGCACAAAGACAAACUGCUGGAAUAUGACAGGAACAGCGUGAGGAGAACGCAGGUUCUGGAUGACGAGUCAGAUUACUUUGCUACUGAGUCCAACCAGUGGCUGUCCCCUGGUGAGAGAGAGAAGCUGAGGAAAAAGGAGGACGAGCUGAGAGAACUUCGCCAUGCUUCACGUCUGGACAGGAAGAUCACUCUGGACUUCGCAGGCAGACAAGUGAUUGAUGAAGGAAGCAAUCUGGACGCGUAUUACAACAAGUUGGAUGAGACCCUCAAAGCCAUGAACAGUGAGUCAACUUCACAAUCGCCUGGAUUUUCUGGAAGAAAAGGUGGAAAACAGGACCUCAGAGAUCUGGUGAACCCAAACAUCAUGCAGUCUGCACCAGAGUGGGUGGAUGCUGGAGGCAGUGAGAAGCACAGAAGACCCGAGGGGCAGGAAAAACGUCCGUCAGAGAACAAGGGAGGAGAGGAACGUCACAAGUUGCGGCUCCAAGACAAAGAGUUGCAGGAGAUGUCUGAUGGAGGCUGGUGCCUCAGCAUGCAUCAGCCAUGGGCUUCGCUGCUGGUCAGAGGCAUCAAGAGGGUAGAAGGACGGACCUGGUACACGUCACACCGGGGUCGACUCUGGAUUGCAGCAGCCGCCAAGAAUCCCACGCCUCAGGAGAUCGCCGAGGUGGAAUCCAUGUACCGGAAGAUCUACCGGAGAGAGCCCAGAUUCCCUAAAGCCUAUCCCUCUGGCUGCCUGCUGGGUUGCAUCAACGUGACUGACUGUCUGUCUCAGGAGCAGUUCGGAGAACAGUUCCCUGAUACCUGUGAGGAAUCUGCUUCUCCAUUCGUCUUCAUCUGCACCAACCCCCAGGAGCUGCUGGUGAAAUUCCCCAUGAAAGGGAAGCAUAAGAUCUGGAAGCUGGAGAGUCAGUACCACCAGGGUGCCAAGAAGGGGCUGGUCCCAUCAGCUGCAGAGUGACGCUGGAGGAAAAGCUCAAGACGAACACGGCAAAUUAUCUUUUCCAAGAAACGGGUCUCAAUCAGCAAUGGUUUGGAUUAUCAAUGUUGGCCCGCUCUUUGGUUUUAUUCACUUACAUUUCCAAUUUGCAUAAGAGGUGUUGAUUUAAAGUACCGCAAUUUAAUAGCAGCAUAAUUUUUUUUUCACAUGAAGAGAGAGAUACUUGAUUUGUCAAAACGAAAAUAAAU
Cololabis saira (Pacific saury) is the source of this 2058-nucleotide messenger RNA. RefSeq names its product thyroid hormone receptor interactor 4 (gene trip4). Gene Ontology annotation, biological process: regulation of DNA-templated transcription. NCBI's taxonomy places the organism in Eukaryota, Metazoa, Chordata, Actinopteri, Beloniformes, Belonidae. The record is from RefSeq and is a predicted model, not a curated record. Bases 110 to 1831 code for a protein of 573 amino acids. The transcript has 13 exons. Gene Ontology annotation, cellular component: nucleus. Gene Ontology annotation, molecular function: zinc ion binding.